Serinus canaria (Common canary) is the source of this 446-nucleotide messenger RNA. It is a transcript of the gene TAL2, whose product is annotated as TAL bHLH transcription factor 2. The transcript has 2 exons. Gene Ontology annotation, biological process: regulation of transcription by RNA polymerase II. NCBI's taxonomy places the organism in Eukaryota, Metazoa, Chordata, Aves, Passeriformes, Fringillidae. Bases 89 to 442 code for a protein of 117 amino acids. The record is from RefSeq and is a predicted model, not a curated record. Gene Ontology annotation, molecular function: protein dimerization activity; RNA polymerase II cis-regulatory region sequence-specific DNA binding; DNA-binding transcription factor activity, RNA polymerase II-specific.
AAAGAAUCACAGGAAACGUCUGAUUUUGCUGCCUGUUCGCCCCCUGACCUGGUUUCCAGAGGCACGAGUAGCAGAAAACACCUUAAGAAUGACAAGGAAGAUCUUCACCAACACCAGGGAGAGGUGGAGGCAGCAAAAUGUCAACAGUGCCUUUGCCAAGCUGAGGAAGCUCAUUCCCACCCACCCACCAGACAAAAAACUGAGCAAGAACGAGACGCUCCGCUUGGCCAUGAGAUACAUCAACUUCCUCGUCAAGGUCCUGGGAGAGCCAGGCCUGCAGCAGACAGCAGUGGCAGCUCGGGGCAGCAUCCUGGGGUUCUUCCAGCAAGCCCCACACUUGCAGAGCAUGGAAGAGCUGACACUGAUUGAAAACUGUGGUGUCUCCUGUCCUGGCAUGAGCAGCAAUAUAGUAGAGUGUUGGUCAGAGGCAUCAUCCCCCUAGCAGA